CAUACUUCGCUCACUUCCAAACACUAGAGAGCGAUUUGGUAGCAUGUCUGCCAUUCAGGCUCUGGAGGAAUGGUGUCGGUCUCAAUGUGUCGGCUACCGGGAUGUGAACAUUACCAACAUGACCACGUCUUUCCGGAGCGGACUGGCCUUCUGCGCGCUCAUCCACAAGCACAGACCCGACCUCAUAGAUUACAACUCUCUUCGCAUGGAGGAUGUGUUUGAAAACAACAAACUGGCUUUUCAGGUGGCGGAAGAGGAGUUGGGAAUCCCGGCUCUUCUGGACGCAGAGGACAUGGUGGCCUUAAAGGUCCCCGACAGACUCAGCAUUCUUACCUACGUGUCACAGUACUACAAUUACUUUAAAACACGACAGCCCAGAGUGAAGCGGCCAUCGGAGGGGCCGUCAGAUAAGAAGGGUCUUCCAGUGGCCGUCGUCAAGAAUCCGGCUCCUUCCAUUAUCGCCGACCGGUCGUCUCCCAAGAUGGCGAAAACUGCCACUCAGAAUACAAAUGCCAACAAAAGUGGAACUUUCAACAGUAAAUGUGUGGCGUGCAAGAGUCACGUUCAUCUGGUCCAAAGGCACUUUGUCGAUGGCAAACUCUUUCACAGGAGCUGUUUCAUAUGCUGCGAGUGUUCCGGCACGCUGCAUGCGGGGGGAUACAAACCAGGGAAGAAUCCGAAUACUUUUGUGUGCAAAGUACACCCCGAGAAGAGUUCCAAAUCCUCCUCUGAUGCUCGGCUCGAAUCUCCGUCAGAGUUGUUGAAUAGUGUCAUCGAAAUCAAGCCCCCACCGUCUUCCCAGCCCGUCCAUCCCAAACCCCCGAGUCAGUGCUGGACCACCUCUGCGCAGAAGACUCAAGCGGCCCGGCAGAGCUUUUUCCAAGCUGCGUCACCACCAGGGCAGUCCACGGAGCCGGCAUUCCCGCAAUGGCCGAAGAUCGAUAAGGGGAGAGCGGCAAAGAAUCUUGCUGAGGAAAAUUGCAACAAUAACAACAAACGGCUGUUUACCAUUCGUUCAGCAGCAGACAGACACUUGAAAGUGGUAUCUUUCGCACCUGAAAAAUCCACUUUGUCAAAAGUCGAAUGCAACAAAAGUCCAACCAGGGACUUUCCUUCCCCCAGUGAACAGUCCACAAAUGCCGAGGCGAUCAAACGUGGCAACACAAGAUCAACAACUGCUUCAGGCAAGCAAAUUUAUCAACUAUUUAUUUUAGCCUCGUACCAACAGCCCACCUUGACCCUUUGUCUGCCCCCAUUCAUACAAAACAAAGAAAAUCCGCCUUUUGAGAGGCAAUCAAAGAGUAAACCUGUGGAAAGCAAAGCAGAAGCGCCAAGAAAAACAGAUGAAUCCACCAGUAAAGAACAUCGCUAUGACUUCACAUCUACGUCUUUCUCCAGCAUGUCCACUUCUACAGCAAAUGCUCCCCCGACUGCUGUGUUUGUACCUUCCUCUCAUCCUAUCAAAUUUUCACCAUCUGGCGAUGGACAUCUGGCCGAUCCGCCCAGAAGGCGCUCGCCUGUCAAAUCCCCUGCAAGAUGGCCAGCUGUGGAGUCCAUUAGCUCGCCAACCUCCAUGGUAGACAUCCCAUCAGGCGCUAAAAAGGGAAAGUAUUUGUCACCCACCGUCUCCAGCGCUGAAACGAGGUCACCCUCCCGCACGUCUUAUCACAUCCCGGCGGAGCGGAUUGAGCGAGAGCUGGACGACAUCGAGAUGAACCUGGCGCUACUGGAGAGGGAAGGCGUGGAGCUGGAGUGGAGGCUUCGCCACUGUGAGGAAGAAGGCAAAGGCGAUCUGUUGAUGGACCCGUUGAUGGUCGACUGGUUCCAGCUCAUGCGAAAAAAGCAAAUGUUCAUACGGAGAGAGUCUGAACUUGUGUACACAGCGAGGAUUCAGGAGCUGGAGCAGCAGCAGCCACAUGUUGAGCAGGAGCUACGCAGACUCUUGGAGAAACCUGAUCGCAUCAAGUCGACUGAAGAGCGGGCGCGUGAGAAAAUGCUGAUGUGCGAUCUAGUGGAGAUCGUAAACGGCAGGAACGCCAUCGUGGAAGUUCUGGAUGAUGAACGCUUAAGGGAAUUGGCUGAGGACGAGGAGCUCAAUGCCAUGAUGAAAAAUUUAGGAGUAAAGAAAAGUAAACCUAAAAGGAAAUCCUCCAUCUCAAAACUGUUUGGUCGAAGAAGUAAGCGACGAGUGGAGUAACGGUUUAUUUAUUAUGUUAAACGUUAACGUACAAUUUUGGGUCAUGAUGAGCCCACCACGUGCGUACAGGUAACAUACAUCCCAAAUUCUAACUCUAAUCCAAUCACGUGCCUGUUUUUCUUCUGCUAUGAAUUUAAAUGAGUUUGUCACGAGUAGACCUCCAAUCAGAUGUCAAUGGCAACCAAUAGGUAUGUUUACAUGGACACUUAUUUUCGGAUUAAAAGCCUGGUCGGAUUAAAAGUGCUUCAUAUACAAACCCCAAUCGGAAUAUUCUAAUCCGAUCCAGCCCAUUCCGAUCAAGAUUCUAUUCGGAAUGAGAGGGGUGUUUGUCGAUUGUCAAUCUGAUCAGCGCGCAUGUAACAACACUUUGUUCCAAAAUUUUGGAACAAACCGUCCUUACCUGUGCCGUCAGUAUAUGGUGGAAAACACAGACAAGGCUGAAAAAGCAGUUUCUGCUCUUGCAACCCUCUUUAAAAUAAACUGCUGUAUUUUAAGUCAAAAGAACUGUUGUGUUUGAUGAUACAAUAUGUCUAUAUGCUGCCAUAGCAGAUUCAUCGUGCAUUAAGCCCUCCGAGCUAUUUUGAAUUUGUCCGUUUUACCCUGGAGACCCGCGCUUACAGAUGCCACAACCACUUUUGUUUCAACCUAGCCAUAAAAAGUUUAUAUUAUAUUUAUUAUUGGAAAAACAAACAUUAAUAGAACAAAAACGACAGUGUCAUUGGACAGAGGGACAGUUUGCUGCAGGCAGUAUCAGCUCUUUUGCUAUGGCGUGGGGUUAUUUUGCACUGAACAACUUGGUAUGCCACCUUAUAUGAUGCUAACAGUGUUUGCUGGUUUACUAAUGUCACACUGAUUGUAGGCAAUAUCCAGCACGUUUUCGCUGAAAAAAAAAAACAAGCUUAUCAAUGUGAUUCGGGUCUAAUAUCUUUAAGUGACGUCUUAAUUAAGACUCGUCUUUCCUCAUCUCCCACUGUAUUAAAAAUCAGAGCCAAAAUCUACAUAUGCUUCGUCAUAUUUCCUCAUAUUAGCUCUUCAUAUCUCCACUGCUCUUUGCUGUGUGCUGGUUUGGUUCAAAAAUAGUGCUCACACUCUGAAAAUGAGAGCACCAAUGCCACCCACUGAGUGGAUGUGCAAUUGCGUUUUAUUCUAGUACGGCAAGAAAGUAUGUUCCCCGAGGUAGCAUGUGUCACCCCUGGCAUCGCUCUGCACCUCCCUGGGGGGGUGCGCCCCACAAUUUGAGAAGUACUGUAUUAGCAUAAGCGGAUUUUAAGGGGGGGCCAGCCCCCCCAAUGGCCGAAAAGUGUCAUUGCAUGAAAUUGACUUUCCUAUAGAUAUCAAAGUUAUAAAGCAAUAAAACUGCAACAAAAAUGACUGAAAUGAACUCAAAAAAUAUGUUUUUAUAAUGGGUCAAAAUUAUUUUUCGAACAGAUCAUGUGACUAGCACCUUAGACGGUCAUUUGCUUUGCAUAUAAUUUUCAAAAAAGAAAAAAAAAAAGAUUUUUUUCUUUGAUUGAAAAUAUUUUUUUUUCGAUUGAAGCAACUAUUUGGGGAAUUGAAUGAUUCAGACACGAAUGUCCUACCCAUAAUAUGGGCCAAACACAAAAAGGAUUGUUUCAAUCACAUAAAACUUUUUAAAUGAAAAAUUAAGUGUUCAAAUGCAAAUUUUUCAAUCCCAAAUAUUUUUUCGCAUUCAAAAACGUUUUCUAUGAUUGAAUUAUUAUUAUUUUUUUUUAAUUGAAGUGAUUUUUCUUUUUGAAAAUAUAUAUUUUUUGAAGCAACUUAUUUUUUAAUUGAAUAAUAAAGACAAAAAUGUCCUAACCAAAAUGUGGCCCAAACACAAAUCAACAUUUCUUCAACCAAAAAAGUUGCUUCAAUCAAAACUAAAAAUAAAUCAAAGAAAAAUAGCUUUCACAUGCAUUUUUUUGAGUUUCAAAUUUAUUUUUGCAUUCAAAAACAUUUUUAUUGAAGCGACUUUUUAAAAAAAAAUGAAAAUAUAUAUUUUGAUUGAAGCAACUUUUUUUUGGAUUGAAUAAUAAAGACACAAAUCUACCUCCAUAUGGCUCCGCCCAGGGGAUACAGUUUUUGACUGGAGUAACUACUUUGGCACGACACCGGCGGGCAUACCAUAUUCAAUGGUUGACGAUCUUGGUGAAAAGUACUACCUAAGCAGCUUGAUUUAGAAUCCCCCUAAAGAAUUAUGGGAAACAAAAAAACGUUUAUAGUCAACUUAUUAUUAUAGAUAUUCUUGUAAGUUAAUUUUAUUGCUGACACUGCAUUUCAGGUUCAUCAACAUGUUGUGCCCCCCUGUCCCAAAAGUCAAACUCCGCCUAUGUGUAUUAGUCUAAUGUUGUUGUUACUUCAGCAGACUUCAAGGCAAUGCUGCUGCGCGCUGCCAACUAUUGGACGGGAGUCGAAGUGCAGCAACUGAAUUUUAUUUCCACCAAAAAAACACGUAUAGUGACCCAUACAGACGAAUUUUGAAUCGAUAUGAAAAUCGCGUGACGUAAUAUCGCGACAUAUGUCAGAAUUGAUUUUUUUUAACACCUCUUUUUAACAUUCAACAAUUGUUGGCUUCAACACUACAGAAUAAUCUUUCCGGAUUAUCAUUCAGAGACAUCCGAUAAUCGGGCCUUUUUGGAUUUUGAUCAUUAGCGAACAUAAAUUAGGUUGGAUUAUCAGUUUGUGUGCUCCCUGCUUUUGCAGGAUUACAAUUUGGAACACUUUUGGAUAGAUUUCAGCCUUGGUUGAGAUCUGGACACUUUGGGUGUCUUUGUAUUGUGUUUGAGUGUAAAAUAUGUCAAAUUUAGGAAGCCAUUAUUUUUCUGUUUAAUAUUCACACAUCAUUAGUUUACUGUCAGUUACUCUUUAUUACCUGCCUGUCAUAUUGUCCGCCCAGACACACAGAGACUUUGCAUCCUCGAUUUAUUCUUUAAAUUCGUUUUAAUAACGUCACCGUGUGCUAUCUUAAAUGAGUCAGGAAUCUUUUCUAAUAAAUGUAGCCAAUCAGGUGGCGCGGGGUCAAAAGUAGGUUGCCGUCUGUUGAAAUAAUUCCUCCAACAUUAUGUGCAUAUUAGACACACGUGUAAUCCUUCCACAGUCUCCAAGCCAAAUUGAAAUUAUUUCAUUAAUAAUUCCAAUAAUGGAUUUUAACAAAUUUCCUGUAACGACAUUAGCAGGAGAAGAAGACAGCGGGGGUGGAUGGUACGCGGGGGUCUUGUUAAUUAAGUAAGCCACACGUGUUGAGCAGCCUCCAUUUUGUACUGUAGGUGGCAGCCUGGCUAUGCUCUAUCACACACGCUCUUCCACGCACACACACAGCCACCACUUGCAAAAUCCAAUUUGCCACACUUGCCGACAGUUAAUUUCUUUGCUAAUUUUAUAAAUGCUGCAAAAAAAAAAAAGAGAGAAAGUUUGAGCUGCGCCGAUGCGGUAACGCUACGUGAAAGAGGAUUAGCUCCAGCGCUAGCUUAUGGCGGCCAAGGCUUAUAAACUACAGUGCGGCCUUAUCACACCACUGACGUGCUUUAAUUAAACAUUAUUCUUUACUAAUAUCUGCAUGGCAAUUGUGCUGCACCUGAGCUUCAGAGGAAUGUGCGGCCUACUUUCUUUUAGCAUUUUAGCUGGUAAAGCAAAGCGUGCAGUAGCAACUUCAAACUCUGCUGUCCAAUAAAUCCUUUGAAGAUUAGUGUGUGUCUGUGCUUGUGUGAGGUGGAAUUAUUGUACGAAAGAUGAAGAGCAUUCGUGGUGCAUGCUUCAUGUGACCGUUUUUUUCUUUUUUUUUUUCAUAUUCCACACCGUUAUUGGACAUUGUAAUGCUACAUUUUUCACCCGAUUCAAAACAUUCUAAUUUCAAAAAUCUUUCUCUAUCAAUUGAAUACAAUUACAAAUGUUAAACUUCUACAUGCUUCAGUAAUCUCCCUAUUCCCCCUUUUCACAAAAGAAUUACCUAAUUUAGUAUAUAUACAGGGUUAUUGAAAAGUAACUCCCUAUUUUAAAGUACUUAUAAUCAUAGGUGGAGUUAGACUUUUGUGGCAGGGGGGUGGCAAAACAUGUUGAUGACCCCGAAACGCAGUGUCAGCAAUAAAAUUAACUUAUAAGAUAUAUGCUCGGUUAGUAGCUUAGCCCAUGCUCGUAUAUACAGGCAUCCUAGCUGUGUGGGUGUGUGUGUGAGCAUGCACGUUUUUCUGUCUUACCUAGUGGAGAAGUAGACGCCGCAUCCUUUUUGACUGAAUAUUCCAGCCAGGAAUUUUUAUGAUCAGUGGUGUUACCAGGAUACCAGGUGUGGGUGGGCAUUAGUCUUACCUGGGGGGGCAAAAAAAGCUACAAUGCUCAAGUAGGUCGAAAUCCAGCGUAGGGCUACUGCACCUUAAAACAUUUUUUGUUUUCUCCUUGAGAUAACUGUUGUUGUGAUUUGGUCCAAACAAAUAAACGUUGAUUUGAUUUUAUUUGACUUAGAAUACAUCCAUAACUGAACAGUAUGGACAUGCAGGUGACAAUGUUUUUUUAGUUAACCUAUUGUGGUUCGUCGGUUUUAUUAUUAUUAUUAUAGUGAUUCUUUGUUUCACAGCCCCUUUGAGCUGAAUUUGACCCCCUUAGAAUGCUUCAAAAUGCACCAAAAUCGGCAGGCACGUGCAAAAUGCGACAAGUGCAAUCUUUGAUACCGUGUAAAUUCCAAAUACACUAUGUAGCGCCCCCAGCAGUCAUUCUUUGUCCUGCCGACGCUUUGAGUCCUACUUUUACCCGCUCAGAAUGCUUCAAAACUCACCAAACUCAACAGCCAGGUGAACACUGGUGAAAACUUUGAUAAAAUGUAAAAAAAAAAAAAAAUCAAAAUAAGCUUAAAUGUGUGUAGCGCCCCAUAGGAACAAAACCAACAUUUCAUUUCAUUUUUUUUUUUAAGGUGAAAGAGGUAACCGAUGAAUGGGAUACCAUACGCGGUGCCCAGACGGACGUUAGUACUACUUCCAGUUUUCUUUGGGUGGGCAGAGCGUGUCCUUGGGUGGACACUGCCCACCCCAGCCGGUAACGCCCCUGUUUAUGAUAUUAUGUUAAAAAUGAGCAUCUUUUAUUGUUCCCCAUCAUUUUUGAGGGGAAUUCUAAAUUAGGCUGCUUAGGACAGCUAUGCUUUCGGCCAAAAUCGUCUUCCAUUGAAUAUGGUACGCCUGGUGGUGGCUCUGUUGUACAAAUAACGUCUUUAGUGGGGCAAACUGAAACUGCUCACCAUUGUGGCGGUGCUCUCCAGCGUUUGAUGGUCCACAUCUUCAAUCCUUGGUUCUCGCUAAGUCAGUGCUGUCGCUGUUGAUAGCUUAGGUUUGAAAAAAUUACGUACAUCCAUCAUGCAUCUUCUGUCCUUCGGUGGUUUUGGCUAAGCAAAGCAAAAUGUCCAUCUCUAAGGUGCUAGUCACACGACCUGUUCGAAAAAUAAUUUUGACCCAUUAUAAAAAUAUUUUUUUUGUUAAUUUCAUUCAUUUUUGUUGUUUGUUUUAUUGCUUUAAAACUUACAUAGACAAAAUUUUAUCGGCAAAGUCUUAAUUUUAAAUUCAUACAGUUGUGGUCAAAAGUUUAUA
This is a messenger RNA of Corythoichthys intestinalis (scribbled pipefish), 7764 nucleotides long. RefSeq names its product mical-like 2a (gene micall2a). Gene Ontology annotation, molecular function: protein binding. The record is from RefSeq and is a predicted model, not a curated record. The transcript is spliced from 17 exons. The coding region runs from base 44 to 2197 and encodes 717 amino acids. NCBI's taxonomy places the organism in Eukaryota, Metazoa, Chordata, Actinopteri, Syngnathiformes, Syngnathidae.